AUGUACUGUUUAAAAAUUUAUAUAUUAUUUUAUAUUCUAAUAAUAUCAAUGGUAUCAAUAUCACAAUGUAAUUCAUUUUUAAUAAAAAGUAAACCAGAUGUUAUGAUUGUUGAUGAAUCAAUUCAAAUCCAUGAAAUUGUUUAUCAAUUAUUCGUCCAAAAAGUUGAUCAUUUUAAUUUAUUAGAUGAUAGAACAUUUUUUCAAAGAUUUGUUGUAAAUUCAAAAUAUUGGAAUGGCACUGGUCCAGUUUUUUUCAUUAUUAGUGGGGAACAAAAUAUGGAGGCCAGUUCUGUAAAUUCUUGUCAGUAUACAAUUUGGGCCAAACAAUUAAAUGCAUUAAUCGUGUCUUUAGAACAUAGAUAUUAUGGUGGUAGUUAUGUAACUGAAGAUUUAUCAACUGAUAAUCUAAAAUAUUUAACAACUCAACAAGCUUUGGCCGAUUGUGUUGUAUUUAUCGAUUGGUUUACCAAAGUAUAUUAUCAUGUACCAUCAUCAUCAAAAAUCAUUUCAUUUGGAGGAAGUUAUGCUGGUACUUUAUCAGCUUAUUUGGCAAUGAAAUAUCCUUCAAAAAUAAGUUUCUCUGUUGCUUCAAGUGCACCAUUGAACCCAGUGGUUAAUUUUUAUCAAUAUAUGGAAGUAAUUCAAAAAUCAAUACUUUUAUUAAAUAAUGGUGAAAAAUGUUUAAAUAAUAUUAAACUUGCAAAUAAUAAAAUCAUUGAAAUGAUUCAUGACCCAAUAUUAACUUAUAAUAUUACAAAAUUAUUUGGUCUUUGUUCAAAUAUUGAUUUUGAUAAUGAUUUAUCAACAUUCAUGUUUGAAAUUGCAAAUGUUUGGGGAACUGCUGCUCAAUAUGGUAAUUUGGUACCUGGCUAUAUAUCAUUGGAUUCAUUAUGUAAUAUUAUGGUCGAUGAUUCAAAGGAACCAUUGGAUAACUAUUUAUACAUUUGGUAUGGUAUGAAAAAUUCUGAUGAAUGUAAUGAUGUUACCUAUCAAACAAUGAUUGCAAAUUUUAAAUAUAGUCAAAUCGACCAUUUAAAUACAAGAAAUGAAUUAUUUAAUAUGACAAGACAAUGGUUAUUUCAAUGUUGUACUGAAUUUGGAUUUUUCAUUACAAGUGAUUCAUAUGAUCAACCUUUUACUAAUUUCAAUUUCAAUUUUCAAAGACAAAUUUGUAUUGAUGUAUUUGGAAAAAAACCUACACUUUCAACAAGUUGGACUUUGGUAGAGUAUGGUGGUAUUAGUCCAAACUAUAACUCUGUUAGAAAUGUUUUAUUUGUUUCAAGUACUAAUGAUCCUUGGUCAUCUCUUUCAAUUUCAAAAUCAAAUCAAUAUAAAAUCGUUAUAGUUGAAAAUGGUACCCAUUGUUCUGAUAUGAUACCAAUAAACGAAGUUUCUGUACCUGAUGUUGCAAGGGCUCAAAAUGAAAUAUUUAAUUAUAUAUUAGAUGCUUUAAAUUAA
Molecule: messenger RNA, 1458 nt
Organism: Dictyostelium discoideum AX4
Lineage: Eukaryota; Evosea; Eumycetozoa; Dictyosteliales; Dictyosteliaceae
Exons: 1
Coding region: 1-1458 (485 amino acids)
Biological process (GO): proteolysis
Molecular function (GO): serine-type exopeptidase activity
Source: RefSeq, a predicted model, not a curated record